Molecule: messenger RNA, 2158 nt
Organism: Nematostella vectensis (starlet sea anemone)
Lineage: Eukaryota; Metazoa; Cnidaria; Anthozoa; Actiniaria; Edwardsiidae
Exons: 2
Coding region: 1-1356 (451 amino acids)
Source: RefSeq, a predicted model, not a curated record
AUGUCGUUUUGUGCUUUGAAUGCUGAUGCUUGCUCCCAGCCGCUAAAGGCUGCAGUUCCUGACUGUCGUGGCUUUUCCACGGGCGCUGAUUAUAUUCAUGAUGUGUGUUUUCCUCAGCCGGUGGAGGCUGGUGUUCUAGACUGUCGUGGUUUUUCCACGGCCUUUCCUCGUGACUCUCAGCAGGCGAAUGAUUUUUAUUUGUACGCACAUGAGUUAGUUUUUCGUUCUGGUCGCCCGAACUUUGUGGUUUCUCGCCUGCCCGUUCCAAGUUCCCUAAAGAUCAAUACUUGGAGGACUUUGUUGUAUGAUUAUGACGACCAAAUGAUUUGUGAUUUCCUGGAGUUUGGUUGGCCGGUGGGUUUCACUGGCGAUACUGUUCCUAUUUUUGAUGCUCGCACUCACCGGGGUGCGCUCAAUUUUGCGACUCAAGUUUCAGAGCAUUUACAACGUGAAGUCUCGCUUGGUCGUGUCGCUGGGCCGUUUACGGAUCCUCCCUUCGGGGGUGGAUUUGUUACUUCACCGUUGAACACGGUUCCCAAGCGAGAUUCUGAAGAACGUAGGGUAAUUGUGGACUUGAGCUGGCCUAAGGGCGGUUCAGUAAAUGAUGGUAUUCCGUGUGAUAGUUUUCUGGGAGAUCCGUUCGCGACUUGUUAUCCCACUAUAGAUGACAUUGUGGAAGCGAUCGUGCAGUUUGGCCCGGGUUGUUUUCUCUAUAAGAGGGAUCUGCGGCAGGCGUAUAGGCAGUUUCCUGUGGAUCCCGGCGAUUACCGUUUACUUGGGUAUAUUUGGAAUGGACAUUAUUACUUUGACACUGUUUUAACUAUGGGGUUACGCUCUGCUGCUCAGGCAUGUCAGCGCGCCACCUCAGCGGUAGCUUGGAUUCAUCGACAGCAAGGAAAAGUUUUAUUUAAUUAUUUGGAUGAUUUCAUUGGGGUUUCUGAGGCUAGCUCUGCGACUUCCGAUUUUGAGCAGUUGGGGACUCUUCUCUCCUCUCUGGGACUGAUCGAAUCUGUUUCCAAAGCUUGUCCGCCUUCAUCGCUCAUGCUGUGUUUGGGAGUGAUGGUAGACACGAAUUCAUUUACGUUGUCAGUUAGUCCUGAGCGGCUAGCGGAGUUAGAGCUUCUCUUACAUGAUUGGAGGAACCGCAAAACUGCUCGCAAACGGGAGUUACAAUCCCUAGUUGGCAAACUUGUGUUUGUUUCAAAGUGUGUUCGUCAGAGUCGGGUGUUUAUCUCGCGCUUAUUAAGUCUGCUACGAACAGUUCAAUACAAUCAUCUUCACGUUAAUUUAACCGCGGAAUUUCGCAAGGAUAUUAUUUGGUGGUGUCAUUUCCUGCGGGAAUACAACAAUGGGUAAAACAUAUUUGUGCGGCUUGUUGGGUACAAUCGAGAAAACAGGAAUCGCAUAGAGAGGAUUCAUCUGAUUGUCCGCUUUCAGGGGAAUCAAAAAACUGAUAAACUUCGCCCUUGGUCAAGACAUUGGGGGCGUUCCUUCCGUUACUGUUGCUUCAUUUCCGGAUAUGUCGUUUUGUGCUUUGAAUGCUGAUGCUUGCUCCCAGCCGAUAAAGGCUGCAGUUCCUGACUGUCGUGGCUUUUCCACGGGCGCUGAUUAUAUUCAUGAUGUGUGUUUUUCCUCAGCCGGUGGAGGCUGGUGUUCUAGACUGUCGUGGUUUUUCCACGGCCUUUCCUCGUGACUCUCAGCAGGCGAAUGAUUUUUAUUUGUACGCACAUGAGUUAGUUUUUCGUUCUGGUCGCCCGAACUUUGUGGUUUCUCGCCUGCCCGUUCCAAGUUCCCUAAAGAUAUAGCACAGGGACAUAUAGUAAUUUAAAGACUCAGUUUAAGGCCUUUUUUCUAUUUUGCUUAUAUUUUGACUUGACUCCAUUACCAGCAGACAUAGAUACGGUCUGUCUUUAUGUACAGUUUUUCAGUCGUUCGAUUGCACCACCUUCGAUUCGUAAUUAUUUAAGUGGGGUCAAGUUAUUACAUCUUUUCGCCGGUUAUGACUAUGCAUUUACUAAGGAUUUUAGUUUAUCCCUAGCCCUGCGGGGAGUUUCCCGUAGGAUACCACAUGUACCUCAGAGGGCUCCACCGGUAACUCCUAGCCUUUUAUUGCUAGUUGCGCGAACAGUAGAUUUUCAACAUGAUGCUAACUCUUCUA